Molecule: messenger RNA, 1116 nt
Organism: Caenorhabditis briggsae
Lineage: Eukaryota; Metazoa; Nematoda; Chromadorea; Rhabditida; Rhabditidae
Exons: 6
Coding region: 1-1116 (371 amino acids)
Source: RefSeq, a predicted model, not a curated record
AUGAAUCUCCUUGGUAUCAUCCUUCCUCUUCUUGUUGUCCUUGGCUCUGCCCAAAGCCAGUUUGUGCCAUCCGUUGUUUUCUUGUUCGCUCUGGACUGCUACGUGGAGACUUCCACUAGCACGUCUACAACUUUGACUUUGACGGCUACUUCCAAGACGACUCCAACUUCUUCGACAGUAACUACCACGACGCCAGUGACUGUACAAGCUACGACUUCAUCUGAUACUCCAAUAGCAGCUACAUCAGUUCCCACCUCGUCUUCAUCUUCUUCCACCUCAACUGCCACAUCUUCACCUGAAUCCUCUGAACCUUCAUCGCCAGUCACGUCAACAGAAUCUACUCCAGAUUCCUCGGCUGCAUCGCCAUCAAGCUCUACAUCCCCUGUCGUUCCCUCUAUGGAAUCCGAAGCCACGUCAUCCUCGGCCCCAACAGAAUCAUCAUUUGCUUCAAGUUCUUCUUCAACAAGCACUUCCAUUUCAUCAGAAUCCUCUUCGACAUCAUCUCAAGAAUCCACUACGGCAUCUCCUGGCUUCUUCGCUACAGUUUCUAACUACAUCUUCGGUUCAUCAGCUACUUCUUCGGCUCCAGCUUUAGAAGACCGCACAACGACGAUUUCAACCCAAUCGAGCAGCCCCACCAAAGAAUGUCACACGUAUCUGUUCCAGAAAAAAGGCUGCGACGUCCAAGAAGAGAGAAACUCGUGUCAAAAAUAUCCAGAGCCCGAGGAUCCAUACUACGUGCACCCAGAUCAAUUGUUGUGUACCAUUCCACCAUACACUUCCAACACACAUUUGGCCAUGGAGCACGGGUUUGAGAAAGGACUCAAAUACGCUCUAGUUGGAUCGGUGGAAGACAAAAACAGAUUGAAAGGAAAAACUGUGGAUUGGUUCCUCAACAACAUGCAGCAACUCAAUAUCUUCAUCGCAAUUGAUAAAAGAAAAAAGAACUAUUACCUCGACGCCACAAAGCUAUGCGAUGAGAAUCUUGGAAACUGCGUCAAGCUUCUAGCUAAAGAUGUGGAGAAGUUCAUCUACUGGAAUUGCACUAGCAAACUCGAGAAGCCGUAUGACUACAACAGAAGAAUGCAUGCGAGAUUGGCUGAAUUGCGGAAAUAA